Molecule: messenger RNA, 1560 nt
Organism: Pseudopipra pipra
Lineage: Eukaryota; Metazoa; Chordata; Aves; Passeriformes; Pipridae
Product: kinesin heavy chain-like
Biological process (GO): microtubule-based movement; mitotic cell cycle
Cellular component (GO): microtubule
Molecular function (GO): microtubule binding; ATP binding; microtubule motor activity
Source: RefSeq, a predicted model, not a curated record
UGCUCCCCCUCCAGCUACAACGACGCCGAGACCAAAUCCACGCUCAUGUUCGGCCAGAGGGCCAAGACCAUCAAGAACACGGCGUCGGUGAACCUGGAGCUCACGGCCGAGCAGUGGAAGAAGAAGUUCGAGAAGGAGAAGGAGAAGAACAAAGCGCUGAGGGAAACCCUGGCGCGGCUGGAGGCGGAGCUGAGCCGCUGGAGGAGCGGCGAGGCGGUGCCCGAGACGGAGCAGCUGAACGAGGCGGAGACCGAGCCCGGGCCGGGGGAGGGGCCGGGGGAGGGCCCGGGGGGACCCCCCGAGGAGCCCCCCCUGAACGACAACAGCUCCUCCAUCGUCAUCCACAUCUCGGACGAGGAGCGGCGCAAGUACGAGGAGGAGAUCCGCAAGCUCUACAAGCAGCUGGAUGACAAGGACGACGAGAUCAACCAGCAGAGCCAGAUCAUGGAGAAGCUCAAGCAGCAGAUGCUGGACCAGGAGGAGGUGCUGGCCGCAGCCCGGGGCGGUGGCGAGGCCGCGCGCCGGGAGCUGGCGGCGCUGCGGGCGGAGCACGGGGCCGCGCGCGCCGAGGUGACCGAGGUGCUGGCGGCGCUGGAGGAGCUGGCGCGGAGCUACGACCGCAAGGCACAGGAGGCCGAGGACACCGGGAGGCACAACCGGCGCCUGGCGGACGAGCUGGCACGGACUGAGGCCACGACGCUGUCGUUGGAGUCGGAGCUGUCGCGGGCGCGGGAGCUCGGGGGGCAGCAGCGGCGCCGGGCGGCCGAGGUGCUCAACGGGCUCCUCAGGGACCUCAGCGAGCUCAGCACCCUCGUGGGCAGCGGGGACAUCAAACUGCCGGUGGAGGUGAGCGGGGCGAUCGAGGAGGAGUUUGCGGUGGCGCGGCUCUACAUCAGCAAGAUCAAGUCGGAGGUGAAGUCGGUGGUGAAGCGCUGCCGGCAGCUCGAGGGGCUGCAGGUCGAGUGCCACCGCAAGCUCGAGGUCACGGGCCGGGAGCUCUCCUCGUGCCAGCUGCUCAUCUCACAGCACGAGGCGAAGAUCCGCUCGCUCACCGAGUACGCGCAGAGUCUGGAGCUGCGCAAGAGGCACCUGGAGGAGGCGCACGACGCGCUCGGGGAGGAGCUGGCGAGGCUGCAGGCGCAGGAGGCCGCUCAGGGGGUGGCCCGGAAGCAGCGGGAGCAGGAUGAGACCCCGGACACCGACGAGGUCAAGGCGGCGCUGGAGCUGCAGCUGGAGAGCCAGCGCGAGGCUCAGCACAAACAGCUCGCGCGGCUCCGGGACGAGGUCAACGAGCGGCAGAAAACCAUCGACGAGCUGCGCGACCAGAAGCAGAAGCUGGAGCUGGAGCUGGAGCGGCUGCGGGCGGAGCACGAGGCUCUGCGGGGGGAGGAGCGAGCCAAGGCCGCGCGGCUGCAGGAGCUCACGCUCCUCCACGAGCGCCACGAACAGUCCAAGCAGGACCUCAAGGGGCUGGAGGAGACCGUGGCCCGUGAACUCCAGACCCUCCACAACCUGCGCAAGCUGUUUGUUCAAGACGUCACGACUCGAGUCAAGAAGUGA